CUUGUUUCCCCCGCCGCCGCACCACUCGGUUCCGGUUGUUUGCAAUCCAUAUUUUGUUUAUUUACAUAAACUACAUCUUAUAAGUAAGAAAAACAUUAAAAAUGGGUGAUAAUCAUUUAAUAACGUCCAUAUUUACGGAGUUUCAAAAAACUCUUGACGAAGAGCAAGAACUGCGAGAGGUUAUACGCACAGUGUGUAAGGAGGUUGAUCAAAUCUCACGCGAGGCGGUCACAAUCCUGCAAGUUAUACACCACAGUGAGGAAGGAAUUGCCCCGGCAUGCCAGAAAGUGAGAGAGCUGUUUGAGAAGGCCCGAGCUGGGUACGCCAAGCUGCGUGAGACGGUGCCGGCUACAGACUACUAUAAGUUAGUUGGCCACAUGACGCAACGCUACUGCUUCCUCAUAGCGCUCACCAUAUGGCUUGUAAAUAGGUAGAUCACAAUAUCAAAUGGUCGCAGUGAUACACAUGAGACAGUGGCUGACGUGCUCGGCAUCAGUGCUGUGGAGGAGAAGGAAGGGUUCCACCUGGAUGUGGAAGACUACCUGGUCGGUCUACUGCAGAUGUGCACUGAACUGUCCCGACUGGCCGUGAACGCAGUGACUCGGGGCGACUACGCGCGACCUCUGCAAAUCUCCAAGUUCGUCAUGGAGCUCAACGCUGGCUUCAGACUGCUGAACCUAAAGAACGACCAUCUUCGCAAGCGGUUCGACGCCCUCAAAUACGACGUGAAGAAAAUCGAAGAGGUCGUGUAUGACCUCAGCAUCCGGGGCUCCUGCCGCGCCCGGACCCCGUCGCUGUUUAAACACAUACACCGUCAAAUAAAAAGAACCAUUCAAACUUUGCAUAGUGAUUUUUGGGGUCAUAAUGACAGCAGUUCUCGAAAAGUUUGUAUAAAAAUGAAAAAAAAAAUCCUUUUUUGUUACCAAGAUUUAUUUAAUGAAUUGCAAAGAUUUGGUUGA
This is a messenger RNA of Leguminivora glycinivorella, 959 nucleotides long. RefSeq names its product translin (gene trsn). Gene Ontology annotation, cellular component: nucleus; cytoplasm. Gene Ontology annotation, biological process: RNA metabolic process. NCBI's taxonomy places the organism in Eukaryota, Metazoa, Arthropoda, Insecta, Lepidoptera, Tortricidae. The record is from RefSeq and is a predicted model, not a curated record. Gene Ontology annotation, molecular function: sequence-specific DNA binding; RNA binding; single-stranded DNA binding.